GUUUGUGCUUUGGUGAUAUUUAAAAAUAAUUUUGAUAGAAUAUCAAAGAAAAAAAGAAUAUCAGCGACACUUUUUAAUUUUCAAUCUGGUUUUAAUUUUUUUAUAAGUGCAUAAAGAAGCAGUUUUCAAUAAAAUUCUAGUUUAAGUGAUUCAUUUGAUUAAACAAAGAAGUGAAUCAUUAUUCCAUAAUGAAGUGCUAUGUGUUUAAAGAUGUGUUUAUUGUAUUGACGUAAUAUAGCACAGAAUAGCUCGUUUAAACUUAAAAGGCGAGUGAAGAAUAAAACAAUUAAAUCUAAUCAAGAAUAAUCUAAAAAUAAUAAAAUUAAAUAAGUAAGCAAAAGGAACAUCCUGGGACGUUAUUCUUAAACAAAAAAAAUUGUCAUUGAAAGAUUCUAACCAGCAGCUAGUGUAGCCCUGGCUUUAUACACCCUAGUCGAUGCUUUCUACGGUUGAAAUUCACGCCGGUCCAGGAGGGAUUGGAAUAUAUCCUCAUCAUCCAACAUUUGGUAGACCAACAUCGACAUCCCUUUUACAACAAAUGCCAUUGGCUUCAACAGCCAUUCAACAACAGCAACAACAAGGAUCAGUUAUGUCGGGUGUUGAAUUCGCUCGACCUAAACCUAAAAAUAUUGCAUCAAUGAACGGUUUAUCGCCUUCAGCAUCAUCAACAAUGUCAACGACGACACAAAAAUCCUCGCAUCAUGAACAAAAUGGACCCGUCAAUCUAGCUGUGAAUCACCAAGCGCAACUUUCAGCGAGAGGUUCACCAAAUUCAAAAAUUGAUCAUUCAGAACAAAAGGAAAUUGAUGUUGUUGGUCUUGGUAGCACGAGCUGUUCUGCUAUUGAGUCAGCAAUGUCUUAUCCCAUCAGCAGUUCACGCAUAUCCUCAUAUCCAUCAAGUUUAGGAAGCAAUGCGUAUCAAGCUUUGAAUUAUGGAUUUUAUGGAAAUCGUUAUGGCGGAACUGCUCUCUUUCCACACCGUUCAGCAUACCCGCAACAUCAUACGAAUAGGACGACGUACUUACCAUCUCAACUUGAUUCGUAUCCGUCGUAUUUAUCAGCUUCGUAUCCUUCUAAUAAUGUCGGGGGCUAUUCAACUGUAACAUCACCACAACUAACGUCUGUGGGUGCAGAAGCAUUAGCUAUUGCUCAUAAAACAAUUUCCGAAAGAUCUCAUUCAUUGUCAUCGUUGAAUAAUGGCCACAAUCCAUAUUCAUUGAAAGACAAAGACCAAAAGUCAAGUGGAUCAAGAUUUAAUGUUUUAGAAGAUUCUCAAAACAACAACAGCAACAACAGUAAUCAUAACAACUUUAAAGUGCCUUCCGGCAAAGAAGGUUCUCUUAAACAUCGCAUUUUGACCACGACACGUCCACAUGAUGAUAAGCAUGGAACUAUUAAUCAUCCAGCAAAUCGAUCAUCGCUCGGCAACAAUUCGUUACUUAAUUUCACUCGUGGCUCUCUCAUUGAACUCAGUAAUGGUUCAUUACGUCGCGUUGAAGAAUUAAGAACUGAGGACUUUGUGAUGUCAGCAGAGAAGUCACUUGAUCUUCAAUUAGCAGACUCAACAGUCGUUAAGAUUCUCUCGUCUAAUAACAGUAACUGUGUGAUGAUUACUUUCAGUUAUGACAACAACAGAUCAAAGGUUGACAUCGAAGCAAAGCUUGAACAUCCAUUUUUUGUAUACGGUCAAGGAUGGGCAUCUUGUAAUCCUGAAGGUUCCUUGACUGCCUUUGGCUUAAAUUGUCAAAGACUACAAGUCGGUGAUGUUUGUAUUUCCCUUAAACCGCGAGAAUCUAAACAAGAUCCAUUUUUGAGUUCAAUAUCACAAAAGCGAUCUACACAACAACAACAAAUGAGUCAACGAGAUCUUUAUGAACAACAAAAUCAACAUUUACAACAACAGGAAUCAAUGCCACAAAAUCUUUCACGUCGAUUGUCCACAACAACAACAUCUGCAACGACUGGUGAAAAUGUCAUAAGUUCUCAAAUGGCACAGUAUUCUCCAGCGCUUUACAGUCUUCAAAUGUCACUUUUCGCUGCGGCAAGUCAAGGUCGAAUUCCAGCACCUUUUCCGCCUUUCAUUAAUGAUGAAGGCACAAUUGUGAACACACAUUUAUCGCAAGAUUUAAAUACCUCAGUGAACAAUAAUUCGAAUGUUAAACUUCCACCUUUAAUCUUAAAGAAUUCAACGAUUCAGGAUGAGUAUAUUGAAGAUUUACAAUCGAGAAAGCGACGAUGGUCGGCACCAGACAUUGAUGAAGACCAAAAACAACAAGAGCAACAACAGACGAGAAAAAUCGCAAACUAAUUGUGAUAUUUACGUACUAACCGAAUCUUGAAUGUAAUCAAAUACAUGGAAUUUCAACCUCAAGAUGUGAUCUCGCAAAAAGUGCUGAAAAGUUCUUUCUUAUAUCGAUUUAAUUUUCUAAAUACAUAAAAAUAAUUAAGUUGGAAGACAUUUAACUUCUCCAAACGAGAAGGAAAACAAAGAAAAAAGAAAAAAGCAAAUUGAUGAGAUGUUUGCAAACGAACACAUAAAAAAAAUACUUAAAAAAAAUUUGAAUCAAAAAAGAAAAAAGUUAAUUUGCGAAUGAAACUAAAGCUGGAAAAUUUUGAUAAAAAAUUUGAAGACGUUAACUUUUUGAAUUGAAUUUGUUAAUUAUUUAGCACUAUUGGAAAGAAGAGAAAAUUAUUAAAUUAAAUCUAAAAUAUAUAAACGAUGAUAAAAAAUUUAUUGUUUCUGUUUCAAUUAUAACAAAGUGAUUUUUCUAUUAGUUUAACUAUUACUGUGUACAAAUGAUUUAAAUGUAUUAGAAAAUUAUAAUACUCCAUUGAUGGGAGAGAUUCAUGAAGAUGAAUCUGCACAAACAAACAAACAAAAAAAAUCAUACAAAUGAAAAAGCUUGACGCCUAAUGAACAAAUGAACUGCUACCUCUUAAGCGAACCAUGAAGAUCAACAAGUGAUCAUUAAUACAUAUUCAGUGUCGCACAAAAUUGACGUAAACUUUCUUGAAAAACGAUUUGACGAAAGGAUUCUUCUUCCAAAACGUUACAUUUUCCAUCAGCUUUCUUUUUCUUUCUAAAAACGUCUAAAGUUCAAAUGAAAGGUUAAAAAAUUUUCACUUUACUUGACCGCUGUUUGAUCUCAUCAAACCACAUAAUGAAACGUUUAGUGUGGACAUGAGUAGCAAAUUUUGCUACAAUUUAUGUAUCGAUAAAGAAAUCAAAGCUGAGUGUUGAAAACUAGACAAAAAUGAUUUACGUUUAAAUUAAUCUACGAGAGUUGUAGUGCCGUGACGACAGACAAAAAAAAUUCUGACAGAUUUUUCUAAAUAUCUCAAUGUAAAAAUUUUCAUUUAUACCCGAAAUUUUACAAAACUUUGAUAAAAUGCAACGAAAGAAAGUUGUGGCAUUGCAGCUCUUUUAAGUAUCUAAAUGAUUAAAAGAAAGAAAAUAAAGUUGGAAAUUGGUGUCUUAUAAAUGAGAUAAAAAUGUUUAGUUUUAUAACUAAAAAAAAUUCAAAAAAAAAGUUCGCUUGGUAAGAGAAACUUCAAGGAUUUUAAAGAACAAAUGCUACUUAUCGAAUACAUAAAUGAAAGCUUUACAAUUCGUCCUCAAAAUUUAUUCUUUUACCAAACGAAUUAAAAUAAAAACUAAAAGAUAAGAAGGUAAUAAUAAUCUAGUGACAGGGUUAUCAACACGUAAGAAUAUUUGACAAAUGUAUUUUCUUAAAAUGUUAAUUUUUAUAAGAAGAUAAAAAAGAAAAAAAAUAACAAUAAAUGAAACAAGAUGUUAUAGAUUCAGUUUUUUUGGAAAAGAAUGAUGGUAAAUAUCUUCUGUGGUGUCAAAGAUGUAACUUUUUUGGAACAUUAGAGAAAUGUUGUGUUGAUUGAAUAUUAGAAAUCUCAAAGUUUUCAUUGAGAAAGACUAAAUAAUUUAUAAAAAUAAAACCUUUAAGGUUUAUUAGAUAAAAAAAGAACGAAUAUUUUUUAUUUUUGGACAUCUGAUAAAACUGAAUGUUACUUGUUGUUUGAUAAAAG
Molecule: messenger RNA, 4041 nt
Organism: Clunio marinus
Lineage: Eukaryota; Metazoa; Arthropoda; Insecta; Diptera; Chironomidae
Source: the annotation of a GenBank genome assembly